Molecule: messenger RNA, 2194 nt
Organism: Cydia splendana
Lineage: Eukaryota; Metazoa; Arthropoda; Insecta; Lepidoptera; Tortricidae
Exons: 3
Coding region: 283-984 (233 amino acids)
Source: RefSeq, a predicted model, not a curated record
GUCUGCGAUGUGAUAAUGUCGGAUCACGCCCCGAAGUGCGCCCUAGAUUUUUAGAAUAAAUAUCAAAUAUCAUCGCUACAGCGUUCCAUUUGCAUUGAUUGCAUUGUCCUGCCGGUGCCGGCCCAGCGCUGCAACCCAAAACGGCAUUUCUGUGUAGCUGCCUUCAUUAAAUCGUACAUCGAAUCAUUACAUUAGUAAAGAGACAAUUGUGUUUAGCUUUAAUCAUUUCCUUGCCUCUGUAAUCUUUAACGAUUUGACUGUUAGCUUUUUUAGUGUUGUGAAAUGCCGCGAAAACCGUGUUAUUGGACGCGAAAAUUAGAGCUGGAUCUCGUCGAGUUCGUGCGACAAAGAGACUUCAUUUGGAAACCAUUUGGAAACACUAACCAUCACAUACAGCAGAAGUACAAGGCCUAUGCUGAGUUUGCUGCGAAACUGGGCGGUGGAUUUACUGCUCGCUCUGUCCGUGAUCGCUGGGUGAACAUACGAAGUACGUACAACCACAACGUGCGACGUAUCGAGCGCUCCAAGGAGACUGCCAAGACUCUUGAAGAGGUAUAUGUGCCAUGCUGGCCACUAUGGAAACCGCUGCAGUUUCUCCGGGAAGGUUCUAGAAAAGAGGAUGUCUAUGAGGGCUAUGCAAUGGACUUCAAAGAGACUGACAAUGUGGAGGUUAAAGUUGAGUUUGAAGACAUGGAUGACCCAGAACUUCUACAAAUCCGACAGCGAGGCCAGAGAACUGACCGACCUAGACGCAGAGCUCCCAUAUCUAAAAAGAAAAAGAAUACUAAGUGUAAAAAAGUCCUGGACGAUCUCCUUAUUGCUAUGAAGCCGUUAGUGUCCGAUGUUCCUUCGGAGACCAAUAAUUACUGGUUCUUUAGUCGUCAUGUCACUGAGCGAUUGAACAGUAUGAGGGAAGAGGAUGCCCUGGCAGCAGGCCAAGAGAUCAUGAAGCUAUUGGAGUGGCCUGUUACUGACAUUACUUGAAGACAGCUUGGCUGAGUGGGCUUCUAAACCUCUGUAGAAGUAUUGAACUCUUCAGCAGCUACUUUUUGAAAUGAUGAACACAAUAUUUUGACGGAAGAUUGACUUCACUUGAAUUCUGAGUAAAUCCUUGAAAUGGUACCAAGAAUGCAAAACUUAAUAAAAAAAAUAGAAAUCUGUUGUCAGUCUACUAGUUAAGGCUGGCGUCCAUUAAAGUCGAAUCGCGUCGAAUCGAGACGCAUUUUUUCCGUGUACGUUCAUCACAGACGAAUCGAAGCGAGUCGAAGUCACGGGAACCUGUGCUGAGGUCGUGCUUGCUGUGCUGAAGAAAUGCUAUUGUUUCAAAUUCUUUUUGAAGAAGAAGAGUGCGAGAGAACAAGAAAGCGACGAGUGCACAAACACUGGGUACACGAUACCGACUAUCUUAAUGAUCGUACAGUUCACGAUAUUUUUGGACAAGAGAUAUCAAUAAUUCUUCGUUCAUUUUGAAUCUAGAUCCGAAAGUAUACCUAAACUCAAAAUCGAAACCCCCCGUUAUCACUCAUCCGCUACCCCGCGUCCACUGAGGCGCGCCGAGUCGAGUCGAAACGCGUAGCCGCAGAAAUUCGCCUGACGAGCAAUGCGCGCGGUAGAUUCGAACAGUCCAGUUAAAAGUCUGUGUGUCAUUUGCUUGUGGCCAUAAUUAUCCCUUUCUAACUCCUUUUUAUGCAUUCCUCAGGAUGUAUUUAGGAGUUCGUCUGUAUACAAACAGUUGUUUUUCAGCAAAAUAAAAAAAUACUUAUCUCUUUGGUUUUCUGAAUAACACAUUCUCUCAACUGUUUUAAUAUCUGUGUUGUGGCACAAAAAAAUUGUCAAUUAAUCCAAAGAUAAAAAAAACUUGUAAGUUCGACAGAUGAUGUUCUGCCAAAAAAGAUUGCUGUUAAUAAAGGUAAAAUAAAAAAAUAGCACACAUCUUUGAAAUUCGAUUAGUAGCUAUUGGCGGUUGUUGUUCGUUUUCUUAUGUUAUCAUAAUUGGAUUGUUUGGGGUAACGAAUUCGAAAGAGUUGUCGAAUUGCUUUCUAUCAUUUUCCUAAAUUUGUAUGAGUAAUGAGCCUGUCUAUACACCAAAAUAGAACUUGAAAGAUAAUUUAAUAAAAGUUAAGAAAUCUGCUGUUAGCCUUGCAGUUAGUAUAGGUUUGUAAUUUACUUGUGAUCAUAAUUACCUUCUCUUGUC